AGUAACCAAACUAAAAAAUAUUUAUGUAAGUUAAUCAAUAACCAACUAAAAAUCGUUUUAUUAAGGCUGUCCCUCUUCUCCCUGGAGUUUCCCAUAACAGGGUAGCUGUUUGUAGGAGGGGUUUAUAAAGAAGCCUCAAAACCGGCUCUGCGCUGUUUUCUACGCUCUCAUGAAGUUAUUUAAGGCAUCGGAGGGCAAAAAGUGGUGAUUCAGUAAUCCAUCUAAUGGAACCUUCCCAGUUAACUAACAUGAGCGAAUCUGUAUCAAUAUGGACAGUAGAGUAUAAGUGAAGCGCUAGUUGCGAAAAGCAGCUAGAAAAAGUACCAUCGGGUUUUCAGAUAUUUUGACAAAUUAAUAAGGCAAACAAAGGGGACUUUUCUCAUGUUUUCUCAACCAUUUUGUUCAGCUGAAAGUAUUUUUCAACAGGUCUGACUGCUCCUUAGCGAAUAUCGAGAGAGGCAGCAAAAGGAAACAUCGCAGAAUCAUCAUGGCAAAUAAAACGCAAAUAAUCUUUCUAACAUUUAUUAUACUCGCCCAUUAUCUCAUUUUGGUCUGUGCACAGACCGGGGAUGAAAACCAGAAGACCGCUUCACUUCUGCAAGGACCUGAAGCGACUCAAAAACCGGGAGUCGACGAGGAUGGCGCUCCGCUCAACAGUUCGAGUCCCCAUACCGUGCGUCCGGGACGGUCCAGACCGCUCCCUCCAAUGUGCACCGGUCCAACUGAGAUAAGGGACACAUUUAAGUACAUCAAUACAGUGGUGUCAUGUCUGGUGUUUGUUGUCGGAAUAAUCGGCAAUUCCACGUUGCUCAGAAUCAUCUACAAAAAUAAAUGCAUGAGAAACGGAUCCAAUCUUCUCAUUGCAAGCCUUGCUCUGGGGGACCUGGUACAUAUUGUGAUAGAUAUACCAAUCAAUGUCUACAAGCUGCUGGCGAAGGACUGGCCUUUCGGCGUAGGAAUCUGUAAGCUGGUGCCCUUCAUCCAGAAGGCGUCUGUUGGAAUCACAGUGCUCAGUUUAUGCGCGCUGAGCAUUGACAGGUACCGAGCAGUCGCAUCCUGGAAUCGCAUCAAAGGGAUCGGCGUUCCCAAAUGGAAGGCGAUAGAAAUCACUUUGAUAUGGGUGAUAUCAAUCCUUUUGGCUGUGCCUGAAGCGAUUGCCUUUGAUAUGAUAGCGAUGGACUACAAAGGAGAGCAUCUGAGAAUAUGCCUGCUUCACCCGAUACAGGGAACCUGCUUCAUGCAGUUUUACAAACCAGCGAAGGACUGGUGGCUGUUCAGCUUUUAUUUCUGCAUGCCCCUGGCUUGCACUGCAAUCUUCUACACACUCAUGACCUGUGAGAUGCUGAAGAAUAACAGGAUGCAGAUCUCCAGGAACGACCACCUCAAGCAGAGACGUGAAGUUGCCAAGACUGUUUUCUGCCUGGUGCUUGUGUUCGCUCUUUGCUGGCUUCCGCUGCACCUCAGCCGAAUCUUGAAAUCGACCAUUUAUGACGAGAAGGAUCCAAACAGAUGUGAGCUACUUAGUUUCUUCCUUGUCCUCGACUACAUUGGCAUCAACCUGGCUUCCGUGAAUUCCUGCAUCAACCCCAUUGCUUUGUACAUGGUCAGCAAAAGAUUCAAAAGCUGUUUCAGGUCAUACCUGUGCUGCUGGUUCACCAUGCCAGACAUGCUAGAGCUGGAGGAGAAGCAGUCCUGCGUGAAGCUAAAGGUCACCGAACGGGGCUCAGAGCAGAGCAACUCUCGGGUCACCAAUAAAUACACGUCUACCUGAGUGGGGAUUCGGAGCGUCACAGACGACUGGCUGAGUCUGUGUUCACCGAGGGCAUAAAGCAGGGGCACCCCGUUCGUGAGGAGGAAACAUAUGCACUUUUAUACUCCAUUUACACACCUUACCGAGGAUGCAGUUGGAUGAAUGUGGUCAUCUUUGGAUUGGGAAAAGAUAUUCAUAGUUUCCUAAGAUACAGAAGCGGACAAACUAAUUGAGUUGCUCACUCAGUUAAGCCCAGAAGAGGAGUGGACUUUCUGCAAACAUAUUUUGCAGGGUUAAGGACUAUAUUCUACAUGGUGGGGAAAUAAAUCCUGCACUUCAUUUGAGCAUGAACAAACAAAUGUUGUCAUAUAUAUGGAAAAAAGUGAGGGGUUUUUGUAAAUGAGAAUAUUUCAAACUAAUUUAGCUUAAUAGCUAACUGUCAAUAAUGGUUUACUAUGCUCUGGAAAGAGUGAAAGAAAUUUAAUCUUGGUUCUGACUGGUUAGAUUGCAGGUCACUUACAUCAGGAGUGGUACAAAAGUGAUUUUUAAUGUGUAGAUAUUGAUAUAUAUUCAAUGAGAAAAACAAUGAAUGAAAACAGACCAAUUGAUAGGAUUAAUCGGCUGACAUAAAUAUAAUUUGUACUCUAAGAAGCAAUCUUUAUUACCUGUCCAUAUUUAUUUAUAUGUUGAGUUUUUACAGAAUUUUUUUUAUCUAAAAUGUAAUUACAGACGCUCCUCUACUUUCGAAUGAUAUACGUUCUGAACGGCCGUUCGUAAUUUGAAAUGUUCAUAAGUCAUUAGUGAACAUCAUUUUUAGGGUAUACACAAGUACAAAGAACUAGGAUGAUGGGAGUACACACAGUACGCUGCUGAGCGGCGGCCAGAAGUCAUACUAGGCGGAAUUGGCGCAGAAAAAAAAAAUUGAUGUUGCGGACAGGAAACAGGACCUCAGUGAACAUAAUUUGGACUUGCAGUCCUCUUCGUUCGUAUGUCUGAAAAUUCAUAAGUUGAAAGUUCAUAAGUAGAAGAGCGUCUGUAUUUCUCUUGAAGUGUCCAUGGCAUUAGGAUAACUUUACCUCCCUGUCUGUAAUUAUGCUUGCUACUGUAGCACUAGCCCUUACGUGCAUCUAUAUUUUCUGCAGAACUGCUGUUUUUUGCCAUUUUUGUCAUUUGAGUGGGAAUCUAAAAAUCUUUAUCGUUUUAAAAGACAACUAUAUAUGGCAACAAACUGAUAUUACAUACGUGUAUGAAUUACCACAUUUGUAUAAAUUAAAGAAGUUAAAACAAAUAUGUC
Brienomyrus brachyistius is the source of this 3044-nucleotide messenger RNA. RefSeq names its product endothelin receptor type B-like. Gene Ontology annotation, molecular function: endothelin receptor activity. Gene Ontology annotation, cellular component: membrane. Bases 488 to 1771 code for a protein of 427 amino acids. The record is from RefSeq and is a predicted model, not a curated record. The transcript has 8 exons. NCBI's taxonomy places the organism in Eukaryota, Metazoa, Chordata, Actinopteri, Osteoglossiformes, Mormyridae. Gene Ontology annotation, biological process: G protein-coupled receptor signaling pathway; enteric nervous system development; regulation of blood pressure.